Messenger RNA from Mya arenaria, 2419 nucleotides. RefSeq names its product lim and transglutaminase domain protein ltd-1-like. The coding region runs from base 183 to 2357 and encodes 724 amino acids. The transcript is spliced from 10 exons. The record is from RefSeq and is a predicted model, not a curated record. Lineage: Eukaryota; Metazoa; Mollusca; Bivalvia; Myida; Myidae.
CUGACUAAUAAAUGGCUUUAGAAGUGAGUGUUUACCUAUAAACAAAGAUAUUAUACCUUAAAAGAGGGAUAAUAUUAAUUUGAACAGUGUUAAACGAAGAUUAAAACUGGUUUGGAUUUAGUGGUUAAGAACGCACGAUCUCACGACGCCGAAUCCACAGACUUCUUACAAUUACUUGCGUGAUGGGUUGCACCUCCUCACAGCCCCCACCCCGGGAACCGACCCCACUACCACCACCUCCUCGACAGAGAACACCCCUCCCUCGGGACCGCGCACAGAUCGAGAUAGACAGGGGCAAAGAUGAGGACCACAUCCGUUGGACGGAAGACGGCUACCCCGAUCCCUUACCUCCCUCCGAUGACCCGGAUGUGAAGAUCAAAGAUGCCGACCGUUGGUAUGAUGACGAUGAGUUCAACAAGGCUAGCGAAGACGUUGACUUGUUUGAUACGGAAGUAGCGGUCGAUGACGUCUCUAUGACGUCAGUAGACGAUGGAAGUGCAGUACCCGGGUCCAAGACGGCUCUCUCUCUCAGCCAUAUAAAACCUUCCACCAAAGCGAAACCGACCUUGAGAUUUGACCGUGUUGAUGCGCAUGCAAGAAAGGCGGAUCCAACACUUCUAGACUCUUUCGACACCUUGGUAUCCUACUUAACGACUCCUUGGGAAGGCGAUCGGCACCGCCAAAUCAGAGUCGCUAGGGCGCUUGUUGUGUGGUUGAGUAUACAGACGCUUGAUGAAGGCGCGAGCGUCGAGGAGCCCAGUUUGGACACCCCGCGAGGGCUACUGAAGUUCCUAAAAUUGAAACGAAUGACAUAUCCCACGUGCUACGCAAUUCUAUGCAGAAAGGCCGGACUGAAAUGCGUCGUAAUAGACGGCUUGGUAAAAGCGGCGCCGUAUGAACCCGGUGACGACUCAGUGUCAUCAACCAAUUGGAAUGCCGUAUUUUGCGAGUACGGCUGGCAAUUGGUUCAUCCGUACUGGGUAUGUCGGGCAUUAUGUGGCCAUCAGCUGGCAGGCUGGACCAAGUCGGUGACGGACCGUACAGAGGGCGGGUCAGUCGGUGUGAUACGGAACGCGUUUCAAAACCGUUACUUCAUGCCGAAACCGGCUGAAUUCCUAUAUGAAUGCUUCCCAAACAAGAAGGCAUGGCAACUCGUGGAACCGGAUAUGCAAGUACCCAAUCGAAAAGCAUUCUUAGAGAUGCCCUACCUACUACCGCCCUUUCACGGAUUGGGACUUCAGCUUGUAUCGGACCGAAAGUGCCAUUUGGAAAGCACUGACGGGUUCUGCAAAAUCGAACUCAAGGGACGUAAUACUAAUUCACAUCUUCUGAAUUUGCAAUACGAGUUAUUCAAGAAAGGGGAUGAAGACAAUCAAGAUAAAUCGGUGUUCCCAAGAAUGGUGUUCAACUACAGAGCGAAUGAAUAUUUUGUGUUUGAAAUACGAUUCCCCACUGAAGGGACGUAUAAACUAGUUAUUUACGGCGGGCCGUAUAAAUACACCGCAUUACGACUGUGUGAAUUCCGCAUAGAUUGUAAGAAAACCAUGCCAUCUAGUCUCGGACUGCUGCCCCUGUGUUGUGACGAUAUUGGGUACGGGCCUGGACCAGUGUGCAUGGCCGCCGGGCUUCUGAUGCCAUCCAAGCCCAAUGGACUUCUACCCGUAAAUAAAGGGGAUAAAAAGUUGACAACAGAAAUCAAGUUCCAGAUAAGGGAUGAUUAUGUCCGAAAACACGAGUACUCUGUUGCUCUUUACGGCGGAGAUGAUAAUGGGAGUCAGGCGGCGUGUAUUGACGUCAGCGACGGUGUACGUGACGUCAAUGAUGUCCGCGAGGCAAAGUUACUUAAGCUAACAAUCACCAAAGAGUUUCAGCUCGCAAUAACCGUGCAGCUUCCCAGCGAAGGAGAAUUUGGCUUGACUGUGUGUGAGAGGAUUGGUCGUGGAAAUGAGGUCAAAGUAAAGGUCAUUUGUAACUAUCUCCUUUCUACGCAUGCACAUCACGGAGGAUUUAUGAAGGCUAAUGUUCGAAACGCCAAGGCAGAAUUAGCUCGCGCAUGCACAGAGCCAGCGGGUGGAGAGGCAUUGAAGCGGAAAGUUCAGAAUAUUUCUACGGGUCUAGAUAAAUGUCGAAAACAGGGCGUCAGAGACUCGGAUCAAGACGUCUGCGUUGCGGAGACGGAAAUGGAGUUCCUUAAGUGCAAGGAUUUACUGCGUGACUGUCAUCUGCGCGAUAACUAUCACGUGACUCUGCGCGCACUUGCAAUAAUGGAGCGUUAUCGAAAUCGAGGCGCGUUGCUAAGAGAACACAAGUCUGUGGAACAUCUUCGCAAGAAACAGGAAACGGAGAGAGGCGACUGAACAGGAAAUAGUUAACUGCUUAACAUUGCCUCUCGGGUAGAGCCAAAUAUGGACUCUCCAUA